AUGCCAUGCAUAGAUUGUGGGGCUGCUGUCGCCGACCGAGUCUACCAGCUCAUCGGCGCCCUCCUCGUCGCCGCCCCCGCAGUUGCUGCCCAUCCGUCUUCCAAGUGUGAGCAUCACCAACCCUUUCUCGCCGCGGCCUCCUCACCCAGCGCACACUUUUCAGGUGACUUGCAAUACAACACUCUCCUGAUCACCCCAUUAACGUCGUCAUCCGUGCCGGCCCUGCAAUGUCUUAUUUUGAUCAGCUCGGUCGCCGAGCCCAACCUCUCCUGUCUGCUCUUGUCCCAGGCCAACCGUCACUCCAAUGGCAGUCACAGGGUAUCCGGAGACAGCAGCCCUCUAGCCCUUAUAUCAGAUGACAAAGAAUUAAGUUGCAAAGAGGCCGACAACAUGAGGAGACCUGCCAAAGCUGCCAAGCCUUCUUUGGUGGGAGACAAUGUGGAUUGGAUGUGUGCACCGCCUGAUUUUUGUUAA
This is a messenger RNA of Puccinia triticina, 474 nucleotides long. RefSeq lists its product as uncharacterized. Bases 1 to 474 code for a protein of 157 amino acids. Lineage: Eukaryota; Fungi; Basidiomycota; Pucciniomycetes; Pucciniales; Pucciniaceae. The record is from RefSeq and is a predicted model, not a curated record. The transcript is spliced from 2 exons.